This is a messenger RNA of Solanum dulcamara, 930 nucleotides long. RefSeq names its product RPM1 interacting protein 13-like. The record is from RefSeq and is a predicted model, not a curated record. Bases 111 to 572 code for a protein of 153 amino acids. The transcript is spliced from 3 exons. Lineage: Eukaryota; Viridiplantae; Streptophyta; Magnoliopsida; Solanales; Solanaceae.
CUACUCCUCUUCCCCAUAAGGAAUUCGAAAUUUGAACAAACGUUCACUUCUCCUGUUACCAUCAGAAUCGAAAAUUUAUCUUCCAUUAACGUUUACUUUUUUCCGCAAAAAUGAUGAAGAAGCUUGAAAGUUCGCAUUGUGUUAUCCCAUUGGUAGUAGAUUUAUCUUCUUCAUCCUCCGAUGAAGAAACUCCAUUGAGACCUAUAAUCUGCCUCAAAAAGAGAGAGCAAUUGAAGGAGUUUGAAGAGAAAGAAGAUUGCUUUAUCCUCGAUUUUGAUCCUUAUGAAUCCAUAGAUAUCUCAAAGCUAUCUGUUUCCAACAAUCUUGAUACUUCUGACCUUUCUGUUGUCGCCGAAAAAGGAGAGGUGGCAUGUCGAGAUUUUCCACAUCCAAGGCAUGCCUGCGCGAAACAUCUGUUUGAGAAGACACUUCACCAGGAUUACUGUGAAAUGUGUUAUUGCUAUGUCUGUGAUGUGGCUGCUCCUUGCAAAUCCUGGACUGGGGAUUCAGGGCAUUGCCAUGCCAUGAAUAAUGAGGCUUGGAAUGCUCUGAGGAACGCCCUGAGAAAGUAACUGAAGUUUAUCCUCAACGAAAACGACUUCCCUAGACUUGUAAUUUUUGUGCAAAGUGAUGGCUCGAUCUGCCCGUGAGCUGCAGUAUGGUUACGUACCUAGUUAUGAUCUGGGAUAUUAAGUUGGAUACGAGGUCGGUAUUCAAGUGUCUCUCAAAAUUAAGCUAGAUUUUUGUAGAUAUUUUGCUUAAGGUAUGUAAAAAUCUGGGAUGAGCAUGUUCCCUUCUGGUAUAUUAGCGGUUGAAGUGGAAAACUAUUUCACAACAGCCCUUCUUUCUGUUCUUUUUGAAGCCAACUCCUUUUAUUUCUGUGUUGCCAUGUUGCAGAUGAAAUCUUCAAUCUUUGUGAGUACUUUUUAA